AUGAGUGAUGGAUCUGAAAAGAAAGUAAAAAACAUAGCCUUUGUGUCCAACACUGAAGAUAAAAAGGAAGAAAAUAGUCAGGAUACUGAUGAAGGUAAUCCCUAUACUAUUCCAUUUGGUUCAACUCCUGUCACUAAGUAUAAGGAAGGAACACACUAUACUGAUCGUGUUAUAAGAGACAUAGUUACUAGAAUUCUUAAUGAAGGCCACUCUGUGAAGGGGGUUUCUACUCCCCUUGCUCAAAUGUAUCCCUCUCAUGAGGUUGAACAAACUAGUGGUAAGGGUCAUGAUUCCUCCAGUUCUGAAAAGGCCUUGGUAGCUGAAGGGUUGCGCUCUCUAGGGCAAACUGUGUCUGACAAAGGGAAAUAUGUGGCCUCUAACACGACUAAUGCUUCCCACUUUGAGAAGCAUGAUGAUGCAAAUGUUGUGAUUGAUCUAGAGGAUGGUAGCUCUGAUGAUCAAGAGGAAAGCUUGAUUCAUCACAUAAAGCCAAAUUUGGCUAAACGCAUGAAGACUCACAAAGGAAAACCUGUGGCUGAACUUAUGUCAGCUAGAGAAGCUAAGAAGACUGCUGUCAUUGGUCCCUCCAAACCAUGGAGCAAGGUUGAAAUAAAGAAGAGGAAGGUCAGAGAUGAUUCUGAGCCUGAAGAGGAUGUUGAGGAAGAUGUCCCUGACAUCUCGCCUGCAAAGAAAACUACUGUUAGGAAGUCUCAUGUUAAAGUACUUGUUGUUCAUUUGGAUAACAUCUCUUCCAUCUUGAGGAUGGAGCUGCUAAGUUUAGUCAAGGAAUUUAUUGUUAAUAUUCCUGAGGAUAUUUUUGAUAAGAACAGUAAGGAGUUAUGUAAGGUGUAUGUGAGGGGCAGAAAUAAUGACGGUGCAGGAGAAUUAGAGGUUACAGACAAUCAGGUCUGUAGGGAGAUUACAGCUAAGCAGGUGAAAGUUUUGCCUUUUAAAAAGCAUCUUCCUGCUGGGAAGUUGACUAUCAAGUAUGCUAUCCUGCAUAAAAUAGGAGCUGCUAAUUGGGUCUCUACCAACCAUAUCUCCACCAUUACUAAUACUCUUGGGAGGUUUAUUUUUGCUGUUGGGACAAAAAGGAAAUUUGACUAUGGUAGAUAUAUAUUUGAUCAAAUCAUCAAGCAUGCAACUACUAAUGCAGUUAAGCUGCCAAUUGCUUUUCCCUCUAUGAUCUGUGGAAUUAUCUUGAAUCAACAUCCUGGUAUUCUAUGCUCAAAUGAUUUACCUAGUAGGAGAAAACCAGCUUUGUCUGUGCACUACAAACUCUUUGAAGGCAGUCAUGUCGAGGAUAUUGUCAUGACAUCUGCCAUGAGGAGGCCAGUCUCAAAAGUUGGAGAAUUUGUUGAGCUUAAGGAGACAUGCAAAGAGCUAGGUGAAGGGAUUAGGGUAGCCACAACUAGAAAACAAUCUUUAGAAGCCUUGAUUGAAAGCUUGGAGCAGGCUAAGGGUGAAAAUGUUGAACAUGUUAAUGUCAGCCAUGAAGAAGAAGCUGAAGCCCACACCUCUAGUGAGAGGUCUGCUAACAAUGAUGAUGCGAGUGGCAAUUCUGCUUCUGGUGCUGCUGAAGAGGCUGCAAACUCAAGCUCUACUGAGUAG
Molecule: messenger RNA, 1611 nt
Organism: Lathyrus oleraceus (garden pea)
Lineage: Eukaryota; Viridiplantae; Streptophyta; Magnoliopsida; Fabales; Fabaceae
Exons: 4
Coding region: 1-1611 (536 amino acids)
Source: RefSeq, a predicted model, not a curated record